Messenger RNA from Drosophila elegans, 1781 nucleotides. RefSeq names its product threonylcarbamoyladenosine tRNA methylthiotransferase. Lineage: Eukaryota; Metazoa; Arthropoda; Insecta; Diptera; Drosophilidae. The transcript has 2 exons. The record is from RefSeq and is a predicted model, not a curated record. Gene Ontology annotation, biological process: tRNA methylthiolation. Bases 83 to 1750 code for a protein of 555 amino acids. Gene Ontology annotation, molecular function: tRNA (N(6)-L-threonylcarbamoyladenosine(37)-C(2))-methylthiotransferase activity; 4 iron, 4 sulfur cluster binding. Gene Ontology annotation, cellular component: endoplasmic reticulum.
UUAUGAAGAAGCAGCACAAAUGUAAACAGCUGAGCGUGUUGCACAUGUGUCUCGGAAUUGGGAAUCGCCUUCAAAACCAAAGAUGUACCACAUUGGACAGGAUCUGCCGGGCAACGACGUGGAUGACAUUGAGGACCUGAUAGCCGCCGAUGACGUGAAGCCGCGGGAGCGUUAUGAAAACAAGAAAAACGUGACAGUGCGCGCCAAGAAACGCACGCCAAUCCGGCUAGAGACUGAUGAGGAGGUGGAGAGACCAAAGCCCACAAUUCACGAGAGUGUCAUUCCCGGCACCCAAAAGGUGUUCGUCAAGACAUGGGGCUGUGCCCACAACAACUCGGACUCGGAGUACAUGGCCGGGCAACUGGCCGCCUAUGGCUACAGAUUGAGCGGCAAGGAGGAGGCGGAUCUGUGGCUGCUCAACAGCUGCACAGUGAAGAAUCCCUCGGAAGACACGUUUCGCAACGAGAUCGAGUCGGGCAUGCGAAAUGGCAAGCAUGUUGUGGUUGCCGGCUGCGUGCCACAGGGAGCCCCCAAAUCCGACUACCUCAACGGUCUUUCCAUAAUCGGUGUUCAGCAAAUUGAUCGCGUGGUUGAGGUCGUGGAGGAAACACUAAAGGGACACAGUGUGCAGCUGUUGCAAAACAAGAAGAAGGUCCAUGGCCGUCGUCUGGCCGGAGCUCCUCUCUCGCUGCCCAAGGUCCGCAAGAAUCCACUGAUCGAGAUCAUAUCCAUCAACUCUGGCUGCUUGAAUCAGUGCACCUAUUGCAAGACCAAGCACGCCCGCGGCGAUCUGGCCAGCUAUCCACCCGAGGAGGUGGUGGAGCGCGCCCGCCAAUCCUUUGCCGAAGGCUGCUGCGAGAUCUGGCUUACGUCCGAGGAUACUGGAGCCUAUGGUCGCGAUAUAGGCAGCUCGCUGCCGGAACUGCUCUGGCAGCUGGUGGAAGUGAUACCCGAGCACUGCAUGCUGCGCGUGGGCAUGACCAAUCCCCCCUACAUCCUGGAGCACCUAGAAGAAGUGGCCAAGGUGCUGCAACACCCUAGGGUGUAUUCUUUUUUGCAUGUUCCCGUGCAGAGUGGUAGCGACUCUGUCCUAGGCGAGAUGAAGCGGGAGUACUGCCGCCAAGACUUCGAGCACGUGGUGGACUUCCUAAGGGAACGAGUUCCUGGCGUCACCAUCGCCACAGACAUUAUCUGCGGAUUUCCCACAGAGACCGAAACCGAUUUCGAGGAGACAAUGACCCUGUGCGCCAAGUACCAGUUCCCCAGUCUGUUCAUCAAUCAGUUCUUCCCUCGUCCAGGCACACCUGCUGCCAAAAUGGAGCGCAUACCGGCGAAUCUGGUGAAGAAGCGAACUAAACGGCUCACGGAUCUCUUCUACAGCUAUGAACCUUAUGCAAAUAGGACGGGUGAAAUAUACACCGUUCUGGUCACGGAAGUUUCCCACGACAAGCUUCAUUAUGUGGGCCACAACAAGAGCUACGAGCAGGUGUUGUUGCCCAUGCGCGAAAAUCUCCUGGGCACUCGUGUCCAUGUGCGAAUCACCAGCGCCAGCAAGUUCAGCAUGGUGGGCGAGAUUUUGGACGACGAACGGGACUGGACUAGAUGUGCAAAUAAGCAGGAGGGAAUGGAGGAGGUGCAGAUCCUAACCAGAAGUCGGGAAAAACUGAUCCAACGCUAUGUGGGCAUUGCCCUGGCGGUGGGAAGUCUAGCCUUUCUUACACAGCUGCUUGUGCGGUUUCUACUCCAAUAAAACAGCAUCUCGUUCCGAAUUCAUAAUUUAA